Molecule: messenger RNA, 162 nt
Organism: Sodiomyces alkalinus F11
Lineage: Eukaryota; Fungi; Ascomycota; Sordariomycetes; Glomerellales; Plectosphaerellaceae
Exons: 2
Coding region: 1-162 (53 amino acids)
Source: RefSeq, a predicted model, not a curated record
AUGGGUAACACCUUCCAUCAGAUCCGCAGCUUGGGCCCCAUCAUCAGGACCCCAUACGCCCCACCCAAAGCUCUUGUCGAGAAUGCAACCAACCCCAAUUGGAUUCUCGAUCCUGCGCCGUCACCCUCUCAGUCCCGGUAUCAGCCGUCAUUCCGACCCUAA